UAUGGAGAAAGAUCAAUGGGUCCUGGAGAAUAGUCGAGCGGAACGAAGCGAAAAAGUUCCAGACUGGGGAAUCAAUGGUGAACAUAGCUCAGAUUGGGAAUCUCAAGUUCAUCAGGAGUCCGUGCCAACCCCGAACUGGAACUCUUGGUCUGCGAGUCCGAGUCGGGCGGAGAAAACAGCGACAAAGAGCACGGCGGACAUCAGUAUUGAAGAUGUGGAGGAGGAGUUCCCCUCUGACGACCGCCAAAUUUACUGUGUCACAUUCUUCAGCAAUCAAAUUCGAACAACUCUCACCCGCGCUGCCUCCGUCGUCGACGACUGGAUCGCUGACAUCCGUCGCGUUCACCAGGAGAGACUCGACCAGAAGCAGCUCGUCGUGGGGCUGGACAUCGAAUGGCGCCCAAGCUUCAGCCGCAGCGUCGAGCACAAUGUCGCCGUCUUGCAGCUAUGCGUUGAAGGCAAUUGUUUGAUAUUUCAACUCCUUUACGCCGAUCAGAUCCCAACUUCACUCAUCAAUUUCCUCAAGAAUCCGAGUUUGACAUUCGUUGGAGUUGGAAUCCAGGGGGACGUCGAGAAACUAUUGGAGGAUCAUGAACUGAACGUGGUAAACACUGUCGACCUUCGUUCCUUGGCUGCGAGGAGAUUGAGUAACCCGGAACUUCGAAAUUCAGGGUUGAAAGAACUGACAAGAGAGAUCCUUGGGAAAGAAAUAGGGAAGCCCAGGAAGGUGACGAUGAGUAGAUGGGAUGCAGAGUGGCUCACCUACGAUCAAGUUCAGUAUGCUUCCCUUGAUGCUUUCCUUUCUUUCCAGAUCGGAAAGAGUUUGAUUCUUGGUGGGUCUGGCUGAGCCAUCUGAGACUCUGGAUUCU
Messenger RNA from Telopea speciosissima, 869 nucleotides. RefSeq names its product Werner Syndrome-like exonuclease. The record is from RefSeq and is a predicted model, not a curated record. Gene Ontology annotation, cellular component: nucleus; cytoplasm. NCBI's taxonomy places the organism in Eukaryota, Viridiplantae, Streptophyta, Magnoliopsida, Proteales, Proteaceae. Gene Ontology annotation, molecular function: 3'-5' exonuclease activity; nucleic acid binding. Bases 2 to 847 code for a protein of 281 amino acids. The transcript has a single exon. Gene Ontology annotation, biological process: nucleobase-containing compound metabolic process.